CGCACACCCCCCCCACUGCCUUCUCCACUAAAAAUGGCAAUGCUCAAACACCUCACUCCCAUCUUCUUCUUCUUCUUCUUCUUCUAUCUCUUCUUCAUCAAUGGAAAUCAAGCCCGUUUAUUAACUGAGGAAAACCCAUUUACCCCCAAGGCUUCGCUCAUUCGAUACUGGAACAAGCAGAUCAGUCUCCAUUCCCCUAAAUCCUCCUUCCUCCUCUCCAAGGCCUCCCCGUUGUCUGCCCUCGACUCUGCAACUUUUUCUAAGCUUGCAGAGCAAAACCAGCUUUCCACUCAACUCUCAGCAUUCUGCUUAUCCGCAAACCUCUUUUGCUUCCCCGAUUUAUCUUCCAGCCUCCAUAACCAAAUAUCCGACUCCAGCUUCAUUAACUACACCCAGAAGGACUUCAAAAAGUACGGCGCAGGUCGAUCCGGCGGCUUCAACUCCUUCAAGAACUACUCCGAUAAUGAAAUGACUUCAAUCGACUCAUUCCGCCAAUACAGUCGGGGCUCUACAAGACAUGGAGAUAAAUUUUCCAAUUAUGCUCCAAGCAGCGGCGCACCUGACCAGAGCUUUAAGACCUAUGGUUCUAAAGCAACCGGCGGUUCCAGCGAAUUCAACAACUACCAACCAGACACAAACCAGCCGAACAGUCGAUUCUCCACCUAUUCAGACGGAUCCAAUGGGCGGGUUCAGUCAUUCAAGACUUAUUCGAAUUCUUCCAACGGAGGUGCCCAAAUCUUCUCCAAUUACGGGAGGAAUGGAAAGGAACUGCAGAAUAUGUUCACCACUUACUCGAGGCACGCCAACGUUGUCGGGUCAGGAUUCACUGGUUAUGGGAAGAACGGGAACAAGGUAAACGAUAAUUUCACGAGUUAUGGUUUUGACGGUAAUUCAUUCGUGGAAAUUUUCAAAAACUACGCCUCUGAUGGAAAAGGUGGCGUUGAAACCUUUUCAUCCUACGUAGAGACUAAUGUUGUGGAUAAUACAUUUACUUCUUAUGGCAAGAACUCUAGUAACGUUAAUGUUGAUUUUAAAACUUAUGCCAACACUGGUAGAGACAAUUUCAUCGGUUAUGGUGAGGGAUCUGAUAAACCCAAAGUAGGGUUUAAGACCUAUGGAGACAUGACUAAUUUCAAGAGUUACAGUAAAACUGGUGUCAGUUUCAAAAGAUACAAUAUCACCCGUGCUCAAAUAAUGGCGGGGGCUAACGGGAAAUUAGUAAAAAGAUGGGUAGAGCCGGGGAAAUUCUUCCGAGAAUCAAUGCUCAAGGAAGGUACUGUAAUGGAGAUGCCGGACAUUGAAGAUAAAAUGCCGAAAAGAUCAUUUUUGCCUCGGAGCAUUCUAUCGAAAAUACCAUUCUCCACCUCUAAACUCAGUGAGUUGAAGCAAAUCUUUCAUGCGGGUGAUAACUCAUCCAUGGAGAACAUCAUUAUGAACGCAUUGAACGAGUGCGAGAGAGCACCAAGCCCUGGCGAGACAAAACGUUGUGUAGGAUCCGCUGAGGACCUCAUCGAUUUCGCCACCUCCGUUCUUGGACACAGCAUAUCGGUUAGGACCACAGAGAAUAUAAACGGGUCAAAGAAGAAGAUCAUGAUCGGGUCGGUCAAAGGAAUCAACGGUGGAAAGAUCACCAAGUCUGUGUCCUGCCACCAGAGUCUGUACCCGUACAUGUUGUAUUAUUGUCAUUCUGUUCCCAAAGUUCGGGUCUACGAGGCGCAUAUUUUGGAUCGGAAUAGCAAGGAAAAGAUCAACCACGGGGUGGCCAUCUGUCAUUUGGAUACAUCCCAAUGGAGCCCGGGUCAUGGAGCUUUUGUGGCAUUGGGUUCGGGUCCGGGUCGUAUUGAAGUUUGCCAUUGGAUCUUCGAGAAUGACUUAACAUGGGCAAUUGCUGAUUAAUUUGGGUUAGAGUUAAUGGUAUAAUUUCAACUAUGAAUUCCUAAGGCCACCAUUGCUAUAUGCACCUUCCAGCAAACUGUUAACUGUAACAUUUUAAUAUCGUGCUGUUUUUUUUUAAAUUUGGUUUGCCCAUGAGCAAAAAUUUAACAUUCUCCCCUUAAUAAUAUUAAUUUUAAUAAUAAAAGUAUAGUGAAUGUAAACAUAUCAUAAUAUAUGCAAGUUUUGGAUACAAAGAAAGGUAGGGUGUAUGGGCCUUAAUUAGGUCCAUCUUGAUGGAA
This is a messenger RNA of Carica papaya (papaya), 2174 nucleotides long. Its product is annotated as polygalacturonase 1 beta-like protein 2. NCBI's taxonomy places the organism in Eukaryota, Viridiplantae, Streptophyta, Magnoliopsida, Brassicales, Caricaceae. The record is from RefSeq and is a predicted model, not a curated record.